Molecule: messenger RNA, 1333 nt
Organism: Brassica oleracea var. oleracea
Lineage: Eukaryota; Viridiplantae; Streptophyta; Magnoliopsida; Brassicales; Brassicaceae
Exons: 1
Coding region: 137-1090 (317 amino acids)
Source: RefSeq, a predicted model, not a curated record
UCCAUUUUAACCCCAAACCAAUCCACCAAUGAGAGCUCUUCCCCUCAUCGUCUUCUCAAUAAAGAACAGAUCUGCUUCCAUUUCUCCGCCAUAGCCGUAAUUUAACCGAUAAGGUUCGCCGAUUCCAAGCAACAACAUGGGAGAAAACACUAACCGCUCCGAAGCCGAACGCCUCCUCGGAAUCUCGGAGAAGCUCCUCGAGUCGCGAGAUCUGAACGGCUCAAAAGAGUUCGCCAUCUUAGCUCAGGAGACAGAGCCUCUCCUCGAAGGCACAGAUCAAAUCCUCGCCGUGGUCGACGUCUUGCUCGCUUCCGCGGCGGAGAAUCGCAUCAACAACCAACCGAACUGGUACAAAAUCCUCCAGAUCGAAGAUCCGGACCAAUCCUCAGCAGACGCCGAUCUGAUCAAGAAGCAGUACCGCCGCCUCGCUCUCCUCCUCCACCCGGACAAAAACCGCCUCCCUUACGCCGAUCAGGCGUUCCGGUUCGUGGUGGACGCAUGGGAGGUGCUGUCGACGGCGUCGAAGAAGUCGCAGUUCGAUCUCGUGUUCACGAAGGUGGAUCUCGGUGGUGGGAGGAGUAAGAAGAAAGGGACGAGCGAGAGGAUGAGUACGUUUUGGACGGCGUGUCCUUACUGUUACGCGCUUCACGAGUAUCCUAGGGUUUAUCAGGAGUAUUGCAUCAGAUGCCAAAACUGCCAGCGUGCGUUUCACGCGGCGAGUGUUCCUCAGUUGCCUCCGUUGGUGCCUGGAAAGGACGAGUAUUAUUGCUGUUGGGGGUUUUUUCCGAUGGGAUUCGUCGGAGGUAAAGGAGGAGAAGAAGCUGCAGCCGCUGCGGGGGAUACAACGAAGUUUCCGAACUGGAUGCCUCCUGUGUUCGGACAGAAUGGUGGUGUUGUUACUCCAACUGAACCUGGUUCUAAUGUUAACGGGGCGGGUUCGUCUCGUGGUGUUCCGAUUAGCUUUGAUGGAUGGUCAAGUGGUUCGGGGAAAAGAGAUGCGGAGGCGGUGAGGAGUGAUGACAAUGGUGGAGUUAAUUCUGAUGGAAUGCCGAAGAAGAGAGGAAGAGGGAGGCCUAAGAAGAAUGUGUGAGGGUGAAGUUUGGAGAAGAUGAAGAUUAGGAGGAUCAUCAGUGUUUGUAGCUUAAUCUUUUUUUCUUCAUGUAACUUGUUAAUUUAAGUUGUUAUAACUUUAUGCAUUUUGUUCUUCUCUGGCAAUUUUUCUCUGUAACUUGUUGGCAUCAAGCUACCUGUGUUUUAUCUUCAUUUGCCUAUCUUAAUCGGCAUCUUCUUGUAUCAUAAUCUGCUUUGAAGAUGGUAUGUUCUGAUUGCAUCA